Molecule: messenger RNA, 3148 nt
Organism: Oreochromis niloticus (Nile tilapia)
Lineage: Eukaryota; Metazoa; Chordata; Actinopteri; Cichliformes; Cichlidae
Gene: otud4
Product: OTU deubiquitinase 4
Exons: 19
Coding region: 276-1868 (530 amino acids)
Biological process (GO): protein deubiquitination; negative regulation of interleukin-1-mediated signaling pathway; regulation of protein K48-linked deubiquitination
Molecular function (GO): K63-linked deubiquitinase activity; cysteine-type deubiquitinase activity
Source: RefSeq, a predicted model, not a curated record
GAAGGGGGCGUGUUGUUAGCUGUUAGCCUGCGUGCUAACCGUGCGAGCUAAAGUUGACUUUCACUUUCUGAAGCUGGGAUUCUGUCAGCGGGAUGAACCGGGCUUCCAGGAAAACGAAACUGGACGCUGUCACCGCUGACGCUAACUCAUUUUAGCUAGUAGAUGUCGUUAUGUAACUCUCUUUGGUGGCGAUAUUGACAACUUUUAGCGCAAAGUUUCGCCCCGCUUGACGUGCAAAACACGCAGGUAUCUUUAGCGGCUAGCCCCCAGCUAGCAUGGACGGCGGCGGAAGCAUGCAGAGUAUUGACGAGAGGGGUAUCGAGAAAUUAAUGGAUGACUACUUGAAAUCGAUCGGUUUGCAUCGAAAGAAGAUAGCCAAAGACGGGUCCUGUUUGUUUCGGGCUGUCGCCGAGCAGGUGCUGCAUUGCCAAAGCCUUCAUACUAAAGUCAGGGCGAAGUGUGUGGAGUUUCUGAAGCAGAACAGAGACACCUAUGAGGCGUUUAUUGAAGGUGACUUUGAGGACUACCUGUGCAAGCUUCAGGAUCCACAGCAAUGGGUGGGAGAGGUGGAGAUCAACGCGCUGGCCGCCAUGUACAAGAGGGAUUUUCUGAUCUUCCAGGAGCCCGGCAAGCCAGCCGUCAACAUCACAGGCAACAACUUCAAGGACAAGGUACAGCUGUGCUUCCUGAACGGGAAUCACUAUGACAGCGUUUAUCCCAUCAGCCGGAUCAAGAACACCGCGCUCUGCCAGUCCGUCCUGUACGAGCUGCUGUACGAAGGCGUGUUUAAGGUGGACCGCAGCUAUUUGGGUUCCUGUCAGCGGAGCAGCCGACCCGCCGACCUCCUGAGCGACGACUGCAUGCCCGCCUGCGCCAGCAGCGACGACUCCGACCUGGAUGUAGACGAGGCGCUGUGGGUGGAAAAUGGAACCAGCUCUACUUCCACAAAGCACAACCAAAGCUACAGGGGCCGUGGGCGUGGGCUGCCUCAGAGGGUGAGGCGAUCUUUGAACCCGACAUUGCUCAGAAAUGUCGAGUACGAUGUCUGGCACAAGUCCAAGAGAGCCCAGCAGAAGAUGGAUUACUGCAUCGCUGCUGGGAUGCAGUUCACUGUAGGAGACCGCUGCCAGGUUCGUCUCGAGGGAACCAAUCGGCUCUACAGCGCCGUCAUCAAGGAGGUGCCGGCCAAUAACCAGCCAGUGACCGUUUACAUAGAAGAUCUGGGCAGGAAGCAGGUGGUGCCUUUGUGGAGUGUCCGCCCUCCCAGUGAUGACAGCGGGUGGAGCAAAGUGGGCAACCGUGACAAGAGGCUCAGCAACGGGCAUGGAGGAGAGUGGGAGGAGCGGGGGAAAGGCCGAGGAAGGGGGAAGUCCGUCGGGCCAUCAUCGUCCUCUGGUUCUCAGGCAGCGGCGCCGGGCUCAGGUGGCCGCAUGGUGAAGCAGCACUCCUGGCCCCCGCAGGCCACCGUAGAGGAGCAGGGCGGGGCCAAAACCAGCAGGAAGUCCGUGGGCGCAGCGGAGGUGGCGUUCGGUCUGACAGAGGAGCAACGAUUGGCCAAAGAGGAGGAGGAGAGAAACGUGGCGUUGGUGGAGAUCCAGCUCAGAGACGAGCACAGCUUCCCCGCACUCGGCUCUCAGCCGGGGACGCAGGGAGAGGGAGGGAAGAGGAAAGGAGAGAAGAAACGAUCUCAGAGGAACAAGACGAAGAGCCCCGUUGAAGACGUCAGAGCUCCCUCUCCUUCUGCCGGGGACAAACCCAAAUCCUCCACCCCGCCUCUUACAGCAACCUCUACAACCACUACACCUGACACCAUGACCAGCCCCGCCCUUCCUGCUGCUAAGCCUUCUGACUCCACCCCUCGGGGCUGAAUUUUGUCAAGGCCUUGACGCCAAACGCAAGCCCCUCUGUCAGCCUGCCACUCACUUCUGCAGCUCCGGCCGCUAAAACAAACACACCUUCCUACGCCUCAGCCACUGCUGCGUCAGGCUCUCCUCCUCCUCCUGCUGCUGCCCCGACUGCUAAACCUUCUCCAAAAAGCGAAGCACCGCUGCCUCCCUCUGUCCCAUCAUCCGCCUUCUCCUACAGCACCCCCGUUCUCCCCGCAGCUUCACCCACCUCCUCCUCAUCCUCUAAACCCCCCCCUGCAUCUCUUCUUCCUCCUAAGCAAACCGCCUCUCCUCCUCCUUCCUCCUCAGUUCCUCCUCCCACUUUCAUCACUCCUAUCGCUUCCCCACCCACAGCUGCACCAGGCUUCCCUGCCGCCCGCUCCUCUCCACCUAUCACUUCUCUCCUCCGCUCUCAGACUCCACCCUCCUCCUCCUCCCUAAUUCAUCCUUCAGCUGAAGUCCGGGAGGCUCCACCUGCUCCACCUCCAACCACAAAUUCUUUACCAAAAUCUGGAGGCCCUCUGAUGGCAUCUCAAGCUUUCCAAAGUCAAAUUCCUCCACCUGAGGUCCAGACCCAGGUCUCUGUGCCCUCAGCUGAGGAACAAACAGAGUCUUCUUUACCCCAAAUCCAGACUGAAAGUCAGGCUUCUCUACCACAAAUCCUGGGCCCACCCAUGAUGCUGAACGAGCCCCAGGAUCAGCCGCAGUCCAGCACAGAGGCACCUGUCCUGCCUCAGACUGACCUCCAGCCCCACAUUCAGACCUCUUAUCCCACUCCUGUGGCUUCCUACCCCCAGGCCUCCCUUCCCCACCCCCCGCCCAGGCUCCUCACCCUCCCAGGCUCCUCACCCCUCCCAAGUCCCACAUCCCUCCCUUUCUCUCUCUGCCUCCACCAUUGUUCCCCAGACUCAAACCGAAGCCCCACCACAACAGCUCCAGUCUGCACCCGAGUCUCAAACUCCACUUGCCUCCGAGAAGCCAUCCCCACCUCACCCCCCUCAUACUGCUCCUCCUCCUCAGCCCCUCCCCGGACCCGUCCCCCUGCAGCAGAUGUCCCAGCUCUACCAGGACCUCCUUUAUCCUGGAUUCCCCCAGGGAGAGAGAGGCGAGAUAGCUGCGACUCCAAACCUUUCUUCCAACAAGUCCGGGGACGACCUGCCCACUGACGUCAACAUCUUGAGGUUUUUCUUUAACUUGGGGGUUAAGGCCUACUCUAUGCCCAUAUACCCACCAUACCUGUACCUCGUCCCCCUGCAGCAGGC